Cannabis sativa is the source of this 2077-nucleotide messenger RNA. RefSeq lists its product as uncharacterized. The transcript has a single exon. NCBI's taxonomy places the organism in Eukaryota, Viridiplantae, Streptophyta, Magnoliopsida, Rosales, Cannabaceae. Bases 891 to 1274 code for a protein of 127 amino acids. The record is from RefSeq and is a predicted model, not a curated record.
UAAUAAUUGUUUUAUUGGUUUGAAGUUUUGAUUCUGAGUUUAUUUGGUUUGUAAUUAAAGUUUCUUGUUUUAACAAUUUUGAGUAUUGAUAUGAUCACUUCUGCUUAGUUUGUUUGUUGAUGUUAAUGUUGUUGUUUUGGAAAAUUUAUUUGAAUGUACUUUCAACAUCAUAAGAGAAUUUUAUGUAAUGCUUCAAUAGUUGUAGAGAGUUGUUUGUAAUCAUAAAUGAACUUUGUUUUUUUUUUUAGGAAAUUUAAGUAUUUGAGAUUGAUCAUUUGAUUAGAUUAGAGUUAACAAACUCUUGAAGAAGAGCUGAAAAUUGACAUUUUUGUCUGAUGAUAAAGUUGUAGUCAUUUUGAUUUAGGAAAAACAUGCUUAAACAAGAAUAUGGUUGGAAAGAUUAGGUUCUUUUUUUUUUAUAUCUGAAUUAGGGAUGUUUAGCUUUUUAUUUUUGUUUUUCAAUUUGUGUUCUUGUUUGAAUACCCUUGUUACUAGCUUUACUCAGUUGUGUUUUCGGUUUUUCUCUGAUUCGGUUCUGUUUUGCUUUCUUCAUGGAGUUGCAAUGUGAUUGAGAAGAGUUGAUCUUUUUUUAUCUGAAUUAGGGAUAUUUAGCUGUUUAUUUUCGCUGUUGAUUUGUGUUCUUGUUAGAAUAUUCUUGUUACUAGCUUUACUCAGUUGUUGCUAGACUUUUCGAGUUUUCACUAAUUCGGUUCUGUUUUGCAUACUUCAUUUAGAUUCAUUCUUACUGAAACAACACUCAUUUUAUUUUUACAGAGAUUUGGCAACCAACUGUUCCUAAAUGGGAAAAGGAUUUCUGUGCUAAAGUGGGUUUAGUUUCAUGGAGAAAGAUACUAGAAACCAAGAAGUACAUUCAUUUGUACGAUAAAGUCAUGGAAUGGAACGAUUCUGCAUGUGAAGAAGCGUUCAAACAAGCGAAGAAAAAAUUUUGGGCUAAAAUUAAUGGCUUUGAAUCUGAAAUAGUAUUACCUGGUCCAGAUAUCUACAUUGAUGAAGUUGAUUGGGAUGCUGAAAUCGAUCCUGAGCUGUAUCUUGAUUUGGAAAGGCAACCAGAACAAAGCGAUGAUGAAGAAAGAGAUUUUAAAGAUGCUAACGGUAAUGGCUGGAAGAACAAUGUUGAACUUGGCCUUGGCAUUGACAUGAUUGUCCCGUCUGGAUGGGGUGAUGCUGAAGAAGAUUUUAAAGGAGCUGACGGUAAUGGCUGGAACAACAAUGCUGAACUUGGUGGCAUUGACAAGAUUAUCUCGUCUGGAUGAGGUGAUGAUGAAGAAGAUUUUAAAGGAGCUGACGGUAAUGGCUGGAACAAUAAUGUUGCACUUGGUGGCAUUGACAAGAUUAUCCUGACUAGAUGGGGUGAUGUUGAAGAAGAUGUUACUAGAUGAUGGUCAACAUGGUUGGUACAAUGUUGAAUUUGGUAGCAUUGACAAGAUUACCCCAACUGGAUGGGGUGAUGCUGAAGAAGAUGUUGCCCGAGAAACUUCCACGCCUAGUAUGAAUCCAAGAAAUGAUGGUCAACAUGGUCGGCAGCACAAUUAUGAUUAUAACUAGGCUACUAAACCGCGCCCAGCGCGGUUGUCUAAUUUUUUUUUUAAAUAUAUAUAAGUUACAUUAUUAUUUUUUGAAUUUGUAAAUUUUAUUUGUAAGUGUUUUGACUAAUUAUUAGUAAUAAAAAAAUAUAUAAGUAAGAAUAUGAAAGAAUGUCUAAGUAACACAAAAUUAAGCCAUUAAUAUUCAAUUUGAUUGUAUAGGGAAAAAGUAUGUAAGUCUAUAGGGCAGUUUUGUUUUUUCAUUUUUGGUUUGGUUGAAGAUUACAUUUCUAGUUUUCAUUUUUGGUCUAAAUUGUAUAGGAAAAAAGUAUGUUAGUGUAAGAGCUUAGACCCAAAACGAAUAUAAAUAGUAUCUAAUAACAAAUACAAUCAUACAAACACCACUAUGUGGGACAAUACCAAUUCAUGUUACAAAAUAAUCAAGUGGAAACACUUCAUUCAAGGACAAUUUCACUAUGUACAUGACCAUCUUCCAUUCUUAUCCAAGAUCUGAUAGAAAAAGAAUGCAGAGU